CCACGACGCAAGCGCAACGCACAAAAGCACAUCCAUGGCUGCCACCAUGAAGCUCUCGCUCACCUUCGUCCUCCUCCUCUCUGCGCUCGUGGUGUUCGGGGACGUGGGUGACGCCGCGCCGACCUGCGACAUCAUCCGGUGCAUCCAGGGAGGGAACAUCACCUGUGCCAACCGCCCCGGCAAGGUGUUCGAAGGGUGCGCCUGCGUCUGCGCGCCAGAGGAUGGCAAGGGCUGCGUGCUCCACCUCGACGACGGCACUAGUCAGAAGUGCCCCAAGACGAGUGGCUGA
This is a messenger RNA of Lolium rigidum, 289 nucleotides long. RefSeq lists its product as uncharacterized. The record is from RefSeq and is a predicted model, not a curated record. The transcript is spliced from 2 exons. NCBI's taxonomy places the organism in Eukaryota, Viridiplantae, Streptophyta, Magnoliopsida, Poales, Poaceae. The coding region runs from base 35 to 289 and encodes 84 amino acids.